Messenger RNA from Melampsora larici-populina 98AG31, 1269 nucleotides. RefSeq lists its product as uncharacterized. The record is from RefSeq and is a predicted model, not a curated record. Bases 1 to 1269 code for a protein of 422 amino acids. The transcript is spliced from 4 exons. NCBI's taxonomy places the organism in Eukaryota, Fungi, Basidiomycota, Pucciniomycetes, Pucciniales, Melampsoraceae.
AUGCCACCAAAGGGAUCCCGUCUCCGUCCGCGGCUUUCUUCAACAAAAAGCACUCCUCUAACAGAGCCUCCUAGCACCAGAUGUAAACGUAAACAAACAGUCGUGGCUGAGGCUGAAGAUGAAGUUAAUACCUUCAAACCUUCAAAAAAGAAGAAAAAAAUAGCAAUAUCUGACAGAAAAGGUAGGAUUGGGAACAAAACUCCAGGUUACCACGCGUUGAAAGCUGAUUUCUCUCUGAACUUGGCUUUGGUAAAAUAUCGUACGACAGGCGCCAUCGAAAAGGUUGCUAUUGCGGCUGGACCCAAAACCUCCGAUCAUACGACAGGCACCAUCGCAGAGGUCACUAUUGCGGCUGGACCAAAAACCUCCCGGAACCGUCUGCUAGAGCUCCUUGAAAACCGUAUCUCAAAAAAGAAAGGAAGACGUUCAACUAAAGCGCCCGAAAUCACCCUGCCCGAAAUCACUCUGCCCAAAGUCACUGAUUCAAAUACAGAUGUGGCUCCUGUUCGAGCCAAAAGUCUGACUAUUUCAAUACCCGAAGAUGCUGAAACCACAGAUACAAAUGAAAUCGACUUUCAAAUAUAUAGUAACAAGGAUUUGGAAAAAAUGUUGCAUGACGUGGGUGUCAAUACCUUCAAGAUGGACAAAUCCAAAAUGGUCGAAUGCUGUACAAAUUAUCAAGAAUUGAUCAUACUCCCUACAACUGAACCAGAACAACCGGUAGCAUCGUCAUCAACAGCUCAAAAGGAACCGGAUGCCACACAAGGGAGUUUCACCUUUUCAACAACAUCAAAAGAAUUCGUUGAAUGGGGAUCAAGGUACGGGAGACACGAUGAUGCGCCUUUGCAGAAUCCUUUACCGAGUUUGCAACACGGAACCCUUCUGUACCCUCGACCCCGACCAACAGACUUGUCAGAAUCUCAAUCGGUGCAGUCAAAGUCAAGGAAGGGAAAAGAAAAGGAAUCUAGGGAUUCUGAAAGCGAAUACUUCCCUGAAGAUGAUGAAGGAUUUGAUCAUCAAGAUUCUGCGUUUGAGCAGACUCAUCAAAGUGACACAUCACGAGGUCUGCAAACUGGAAUGGUGCUGUCUGAAGACGAGGCCACAGGCUGCGAAACGUCGCUGUCUAACAAGGAGCUCACAAAGUUAUGGACAGAGACCAGAGCCUCACUGGUCAAGGCAAACAAAAGGAUCGAAAAACUUGAAUGCGAACUGAAGAGCUUGUCAGAUGCUUUCAUGAAAUCUCUGGGUAAUCGCAGUCCAGGAGAAUAA